Molecule: messenger RNA, 2064 nt
Organism: Plasmodium inui San Antonio 1
Lineage: Eukaryota; Apicomplexa; Aconoidasida; Haemosporida; Plasmodiidae
Product: dynein intermediate chain, cytosolic
Exons: 1
Coding region: 1-2064 (687 amino acids)
Biological process (GO): transport along microtubule
Cellular component (GO): cytoplasmic dynein complex
Molecular function (GO): dynein heavy chain binding; dynein light chain binding
Source: RefSeq, a predicted model, not a curated record
AUGCAGAGCACGGACCAGACAGACCUCCUCACUCCCAUGGACGAGGAGGAGAGGGAACACCUGCAAAACAAACUGAACGAGCAGAGGCUCCAAUUGGAAGAAAAGAAGAAGUACCUGGACCAGUUACGCAGCGAAAGCGGAAAUGGGUUUCUUACCGCUGGAAAGGGAUGGCGCAGCCAGGGUGGUGACUAUCCCGACCCUGACAGCAUGUUGAAAAGCUUCCUCGAAUCGAUGGAGAAGGAGGAACGAAGCAUGGACGCAUUGCAGCAGCAGGUGGACACAGGCAACGAAGAGACGUCCCAAACGGAGAACAACCAGAGCCACCACCUAAUCAGUAACAACAUCGCGAAGGAAAACUUCUAUUCCAACGCCAACCCGCUCGAGGAAUACGCUGAACAGAACAAUUUCCUCUUCUUGAAAAAAUCCUCAGCAAAAAAUUUCAACUUCAAAAUUGGAAAAGUGCCCAGUGAGGAGAAGGCCAUACAGAUAGAGAAGAAGAUUGUGAGCCAUUUUGACAAAUCCAUUCAGGUGAACAUCCUCACAGAUGAGGGGACUUCGUCGCUUCACCACUCGCGAAAUGGGAAUAGGCGGGGUGAGAGGUUCGCCUCCGUCCUUUCGAAUGGGCAGCCCAAUGGGGGGGAGUCAAAAUCGGGGAAAUUUUGUACGACCAAGUUGGGCAAGAAGGACGCCACUUUGAAAGACGCCGUUUUGAAGAGGGACGCUAUUUUGAAGAAGGGUGUAACACUUGGUGGGACCUCCCCCGAUGGCGAAGUAGUAGCACAGGCCGCCCCCCCACGGGGGAAAGACCCCAACCAAGUUGACCUCCUCCUCCGCAGCAGAUGCUUUCUGACCUUCUUGGAACGCAGCUCUAAAAUCGUGGAGCGAUCCUUGGGAGAGCAAGACGUCCUCAACGCCACCUUCGACUUUGCAGCGAAGGACAUAACAGGGGACGCGGAGAGUGCCGAAAGGAUGAAGUUUGUCAAUAUCUAUUCGUGUAAAAAGUACACAAACGGAAGGCCCAUAACAGACGUGAGGACAUCCAACUUUUACAAUGAGCUGUUCCUAGCUUCCUACGGCCUGUCGACAACAAGCAACUACACAGACCCCGACGGUUACGUCUUAGUUUGGAACAGCACAAUGAAUAGUCGCCCCGAAUACGUAUUCACCUCCGAGGCAGCUGUAUGCACCUCCGUCUUUAACAAAUUCAAUCCGCACCUAAUCAUAGGAGGGACUUACACAGGGAACGUCGUCUUGUGGGACAUACGAGCUAGCCAAAAACCAGUACAGAAAACGUGUCUUACCGCGCAAGGGCAUCUCCAUCCCAUAUAUUGUGCAGAAGUGAUAGGAACGAUGAAUGCACACAACUUGGUGACGGCAGACACGGAUGGGAGGCUAUGCAACUGGUCAUUAAAUAUGUUGACUUACCCAUCUGACACGAUUGAUUUGAAGAGAACAAACAAGGAAGUCUCCUGCUGUUGCUUCUCUUUCCAGGAGGGAGAAAUAAAUACUCUCUACGGAGGAGCCGAUGAUGGAACCCUAUUUCAAGCACAGAUACAUGGCACCAAAGUAGGCAUCACUGAGUUUUAUAACAUCCACCAUGGCCCCUUAACAGCUGCCCAGUUCCAUCCUCUCAUUGAUGGUGUCCCUGAUGAUCAUAACGAUCUCAUACUAACCUGCUCUGUUGACUGGUCUUGCAAGCUCCUAAGUGUCAAGGAACCUCAGAACGCACUCUACACCUUUGACUGCUUUGAUGACUACCUUAUGGAUGCGAAGUGGAACCCCGUACAUCCAGCGAUUUUCGCCACCUGCAGUAGUAAUGGAAACAUAAAGGUUUGGAAUAUGUGUUUGGAGCUGGAUUGCUCCUAUUUCGAUAUGACUGUUCAGGCGAAAUCGACAAAUAAGAUCGCCUGGUCGUGUGACGGGAAGAAGCUGCUUGCCGCCGACUCAGAUGGCGAAUUGACUCUUUGGAACGCGUCCAGCGAGGUUUACCAGCCGAGGUCCGAGGACAUCGCCAAGUAUAGCGCACGCGUUGAGAAGAUGCGCGGGGAGAGGAGCGGUGUGUGA